Molecule: messenger RNA, 1797 nt
Organism: Microthlaspi erraticum
Lineage: Eukaryota; Viridiplantae; Streptophyta; Magnoliopsida; Brassicales; Brassicaceae
Source: the annotation of a GenBank genome assembly
AUGGGAAGAAGAUACACGGCAAUGGAAAAAGGGAAACAAGAGGUGCACCUAGCAGAACCGCCACGAACGGGUAGAGUGAAAGUCCCAGACUUUGACAACUCUGAGCUGGUCAAACAACACUCCCUUACUCUGAGCGGUCGAGUCACAAACCCUAAGAUCCAGCGACUCUGGUCGCUUAUACCCUUCUUUGUGGAACGCUGGAAGACAAAGACACCGGCAGUGGGUGCAGAUCUGGGACAAGGGCUGUUUCAAUUCAGUUUUGCUUCAAGAGAAGACAUGCAACUGGUACUGGAUGAAAGACCCUAUCACUUUGCCCACUGGAUGCACAUUCUCCAACAAUGGGAGCCAACAGUGGAUGCCUCAUUCCCAUCUCAGAUCCCUUUCUCGAUAAAAGUCCAGGGAGUCCCAGUUCAUUUAUGGAGCGAAGCCAUGCUCAGAAGUAUCGGAGAGGACUUGGGAACCUUUGAAAGUUGGGAGAUUACUAAGGCUCAUGCCAAAAUGCGAGUCCAUGUUAAUGGGCUCCUUCCCCUCCUCAAGACCUACACUCUGGAAUUUCCCAAUGGUGAUGUUGUAACAGCCACUCUAGUGUAUGAGAAACUUGAAAAACACUGCAACAACUGCCAGAUGCUAGAUCACGAAAUCGAGGAGUGUCCGGAACUUCCCAACCCUGAGGAACCAGCAUCCCCUCCUAAACCCCAGGUUAAGAAAGACAUGCCUAGAGAAGAGAAUCGGGAUUUAGGGCGCAGAAGUCUAAACCAGAGGCAAAGGGAGGUGCAUACCCGAGACUCUAGAAGGGAAGUACCGAGAAGCUACGGACAUCCCUACAGCUCCCAAAGCACGCGUAGGGAUAAGGAUCCGAGGAAAAUAAGACCAUACGAGACUCAGGGAUACCGCGCCAGAAAGAUAGCCCAUCAAGCGAACUAUCCAAACUACUCCCCCAGACAAAGCUACUCACAAAGAAUGUCAGGCUCCAGAUGGGUGGAAACGGGACGUAGACUGGAUAAUACUAUCCAUUCAGGAACCUGGAGCAGAAAUAGAGAAAAAGAAAUUGAGAAGUCAUAUGGUUCAAGCCGAGAUAGAAGAAGUGGAGAAAGAUUUAAUGCUCAAACCUCCAACGGCCAAAGAACACCAGUGGAAUCUUCUCACUCUAGAAGAUCAAAUCAAAACAAUCCGCCAAGAACCCCAGAAAGGGAACUGCCGGAAGAGGCGCUAACGGAAGCAAGAGGAGAAGUAAGGGAAGUCAUGGCGCAAUACUCCAACUGUGCUGAUCCGGUUGAAAGCGCUGCAAGGAAGGAAAGGUUGAGGUUAGCGGAAGAGAGAGGAGAAGUGGAACAAACUGCAGUCCAAAUGGUUAUACACUCUAUCCAAACCCAAUCACAGCAGGCAACAGAAGAAACCCUAGAGCCGCUAAUGCAUGAACGUCUCCCAGCAGUACAAAGAUUAAGCUUUGCUAAUCUAACGGAUAUACCAAUAACGGAGGAACCUGAGAGAAUUCCAGCUAAGAAGAGACUAGGAAGGCCACCUAACAAGAAGAAAGCAGGACUGAAACCACUAGCGAGUAUGGGACCUAGGGGAAAAAUAAGAAAAGUGGCUCAGAUCAGAAUCUCCCCAAAAAGAAGGCUUACCGUGGGAAGCUCCUCAAGGAAAAGAACUCAGUCAAACUCCCCUGCAUCUCAAGGAACAAGAGUGCAAACAGCGGAAGGGGUUCAAUCAGGAGAGCCGCCAAGGGUGAAUAUCAUACCAGCGAUAUCAAGAAGAAGGGUGGAUUUUCAGGAUCCAUCGCUUCCGCUCCCUUAA